Molecule: messenger RNA, 906 nt
Organism: Zychaea mexicana
Lineage: Eukaryota; Fungi; Mucoromycota; Mucoromycetes; Mucorales; Lichtheimiaceae
Exons: 5
Coding region: 1-906 (301 amino acids)
Source: RefSeq, a predicted model, not a curated record
AUGAAAAGUACCCGUUAUGGACACUUUUUCUAUACGUCUUCUUUAUUCUUUCUCAUUUUCCUGACAGCCGUAUGCAUUGCGUUAUCUGCUGCCGACGUUAUUGUUCAAGCGUUAUUUGACCGAACUGAAUCAGGUCCAUUCGAUUUACGCAAUCUUUUUGUCGUUGCUGCAAGCUACGUUGUCCUGAAAGUCUAUUCGCAUAUUCAAGGGCAAUUUGACGAUGUGAAGAAGGUGCGAAAAUCAGCAGAACCUCGGCCUGAGGAUAUCGGUCAUGUAGGCUGGGGCAAGCCAGGUGAUGCACAAUUCGAAGGUGUCGAUUUCAAACGAGUAGUUGCUAGAACACCAAUGUUUAUAGAGCAAGCAGCCAUGAAGAUCAGCUUAGAUUUUGCGCGACCUUCACAUGUUCCUACUCGAAAGUAUAUCCAUUUUUUGAUCCAACGCGGUUUGAUUGAUGGACAAAUAGGCCAAGUCUAUGUGGAUGGAUAUGAACAAGCACGGUUCAGUCGAGUACCCGUAAAUCAGGAUACGUUUCGCGAGAUCAUGACCCAUUUAGCAGUUAUUCUAAAACAUCUCGGUUAUCCACCUCAGAACCCUGCAGCCGCCGCAAGUGGCAGUAGACAAGAAGAUGGCUCGUCAUCAGUUUCGAGCGGAAGCGGAUCUACAUCUCACUAUCACCCACUGCAGCGAAGAAAGUCCUCCGGUGAUCCGCUCUCAUCGGUACAAACGAGUCGGUCCCCGCGUGAUGAUGAUGUCGCAUCACUGGCUCAAUCAAUAGCCACGUGGACUUCUCGAUCUACUUCCAAUACCCACGACGACGAUCAAGAUGAUGGUGAUGACGAAAACCACUAUGAUUAUGAUCAACAUAUUCGCGAAGUAAUCUUUUCACGGCUGAUGAUGGAUCGAUGA